AUGGGUACACCAGCACUGCACGAUAUAGCAGGACGGGUACACCAGCACUGCACGAUAUCACAGGAUGGGUACACCAGCACUGCACGAUAUAGCAGGACGGGUACACCAGCACUGCACGAUAUAGCAGGACGGGCACACCAGCACUGCACGAUAUCGCAGGACGGGUACACCAGCACUGCACGAUAUCGCAGGACGGGUACACCAGCACUGCACAGUAUCACAGGAAGGGUACACCAGCACUGCACAAUAUCACUGGACGGGAACACCAGCACUGCACGAUAUAGCAGGACGGGUACACCAGCACUGCACGAUAUAGCAGGACGGGUACACCAGCACUGCACAAUAUCACAGGACGGUACACCAACACCGCACGACAUCGGCCAGGACGGGUGUACACCAGCACUGCACCAUAUAGCAGGAUGGGUACACCAGCACUGCACCAUAUCACAGGAAGGGUACACCAGCACUGCACAAUAUCACUGGACGUCACCAAAGCACUGCACGCAUAUAGCAGGACGGGUACACCCCAGCACUGCACCCAUAUAG
This is a messenger RNA of Pelobates cultripes (western spadefoot toad), 546 nucleotides long. Lineage: Eukaryota; Metazoa; Chordata; Amphibia; Anura; Pelobatidae. The record is from the annotation of a GenBank genome assembly.